CGUAUAACUCAACCACCCACGAUCCUUAUUUCCCAAGAUCCUUUUUUCAUUCUCUUAUAUAUGUCAGAUUCCUAGAUUAAAAUAUUAGAUAAACCACAAAUAGAUCAAAAACAAAAUAUGAGUUACUAUUCUUCUUCUUUGGUUAAAAAUCCUAAUUCAUAAUUUCAUAUCAAAUAUCCCAAACCAGUGCUGAGAUCAAUUUCUGAGUAAGGGUCCCCUUUCAUUGGCUUCGGCGGAGCUGGACAUUUGAAACCGGUUUAGGGAUAUGGAAGUCUGAAAAGAGUGGACAUGGUGGAGAAUUGCUUGAGAUUCGACUCGGAGAAAGAAUUUUUUAGAACGAGAAGAAAGAGAAAGGAAGAAGAGAAAGAUAGAAGUCAACGAGAAAUACCAACGUGGUAGAAACAGAAGAAUUAUCAAAAGGACUCUCUUCUUUCGGUUGUGGGUUGGAGGAUAUUGGGAUUCAGAUGGAUCUUACAAUGGUGGUCGAACUGAAUGUUGUCGAGUGGAUUUCAGACAACCGACACUUGAGAUGCUGAAAGAUGUUGUUUUGACGAAUGGGUAUGCAGAGAAUAUGAAUAAGUUUUCUUACUUCCCUAAUGGAGCUGUUGGGGGAAAUCGUGUGGCCUUGGUAGCUAAUAGUGAUGUAGAAGACAUGAUUAGAUGUAUUCAAGAUGUGGAUAGCUUGAAUGUAUAUGUCGUCAGGGAAGAUGAUCCAUGUUUAGAUGAUGUGCUUGUGGGAAAUGUAGAAGAAGAAGAGGAACAAGAGAAUGAGGAUGAGGCGUGUGAUUUCUAUUGAAAUGAUUAUGUUGAGAGUGAUGGGUCUGAUGAUGAUGAAGAUGGCAAGAUAGAAUUUUUUUGGGACAGCAGUUUGUAUCGAAAGAAAAGUGCAAGGAGACCAUUGAGAAGUAUGCUAUCAAAGAGAAGGUGAACAUACAUUUCAAGAGAUCUGAAAAGAAGAAGAUAGAUGCAAAAUGUGUGCAAGAGUGUUGCAAGUGGAGACUGUAUGCUUCCAUUAACAGCCAAUCAGACAAGAUGGUUAUUCGGUCACUGGUAGGAACCCACAACUGCUACCCUAUAGGUGUUGUUGAUCUCUAUAGCGCACCAAAGAUAGCUGCAGAUUUUCUGAAUGAGUUUAGGCUCAACCCAAAGCUUUCAGCGGAGCAUAUAAUGCAAAGUUUGGCUAUAAAGGGUCUUCGGGUCACAAAAACGAAGUGUUAAAGUGCUAGGCAGAUUCUGAAACAUAUCAUAGGUGAUGAGUAUGCAGAGCAGUUUACAAGACUCUAUGAUUAUGUUGAGGAGCUAAGGAAGACCAAUCCUGGUUCUACGGUUAUAUUAGGAACAAAAGAUAGAGUUUUUGAAAAGUUCUACACAUGCUUCGAAUCUCAGAAAACAGGUUGGAAGAGUGCAUGUCGUCGUGUUAUUCAUUUAGAUGAAACUUUCUUAAAAGGACGCAUGAAAGGGAUAUUGCUAACUGCGGUGGGAAGAGAUCCUAAUGAUGCUACAUAUAUCAUUGCUUGGCCUAUUGUACCGGUUGAGAACAAGGUCUAUUGGGAGUGGUUUAUGGAGUUAUUGCGUGAAGAUUUAGGAUUAGAGGAUGGAAAUGCUUUGGCAUUGUCAUCAGAUCAGCAGAAGGGUCUUAUAUACACCAUCAAAACCGUCUUGCCUUAUGCAGAACAUAGAAUGUCUGCAAGACACAUUUUUGCUAACUUGCAAAAGAUAUACAAACAGAUGGGUCCUCUGCACAAGCUGUUUUGGAAGUGUGCCCGAGCAUACAAUACAAACCUUUUUCAUAGACAACUUGAGAAGAUGAAGAACAUCAAGCUUGAAGCUUAUGAGGAAGUUAAGACAAGUGUUGGUUCAAACUGGUCAAGGGCAUUUUUCAGUGAUGUGGUCAAGUCUGCUGCUGUUGAAAUAACAUAAGUGAGUCCUACAAUGCUGCUAUGAAAUAUGCUCGUGAGAAACCGAUUGUUGCUCUGCUAGAGGACAUUAGGCGACAUAUAAUGUCUAGUAACUUGGUGAAGCUGAAGGAGAUAGAGAAUGUGAGAGGAAUUUUCACACCCAAGGCUUUAACAAUCAUGGAAAAGAGGAAGCGUAGUUUGAAGUGGUGUAGUCCAUUGUCAAAUGGAAGGGGCAUCUAUGAAGUGGAUCAUGGGAAGCACAAGUACAUUGUUCAUGUCCGAGAUAAGACGUCGUGCACUUGUCGUGAGUAUGAUGUGAGUGGCAUACCUUGUUGCCAUAUCAUAUGUGCAAUGUGGGCUGAGUAUAAGGAAACAAAGCUCCCAGAAACAGUUAUUUCGGAGUGGUAUUCAGUGGAGAAGUGGAAGCUUUGCUACAGCUCGCUUUUGUUUCCUGUGAAUGGGAUGGAGUUGUGGGAAACACAUAGUGAUGUUGUUGUUAUGCCUCCUCCGGAUAGGAUAAUGCCAGGAAGACCCAAAAACAAUGAUCGAAUCAGAGAUCCAAGCGAAGAUAGGUCAUCACAGAAUUCUUAAAAAGCUCCAGUGGUAAUGUCUUCUACCUCUUUUCCUUUUACGAAUUGGACUUUCACAAUAUCAUAUCAAUGUGUUUUCUCUAGUCGACUUGUAGCAACUGCCUCCAAACCGGUCAUAAUAAACGGUCCUGCAAACAAGAUCCUCUUCAUGUGGCUCCUAAACCGGUUCCUGAAAAUCCACUUACCAUGCUAAUGCUGUGAUGGUGUUGGAGAUGGCAUUUGGUGAGUUUAGACCAUCUAGAACUUGAUUGAAGGCAAAAGGAGUGAUUUUGGUCGAGAAACGAAAUGGAGACCAAGUGUCCCAGCGGCUUAGUGCCUCCACAGCGGCCUAAACGCCAGGCCACAAAGCUGCUGUGAAUCCUAGACGACAUUACCUCAUUCCAUGGCUAAAGUGUUGGAGCGGCCUAUUUCCCAGCGGCCUAUUGCAGCGGUACGUCUCGGCCACAAAGUUUUGAUGUCAAUUUGCGCGAGCGCACUCGGCCUGCUGCAGCGGUAUGAGAGGCCGCGGCUAAGGAAUCGUCAAGGCGUCCACAUCCACGUGUUGGAGCGGCCUAUGUCCCAGCGGCCUAUCGACGCGUCCAAAAACCAGUUGCGACACUUAGAAAAAUCUUCAACUCUAUUUUUACCAAUUUUUACCCCUUCGUUUUUAAAGCACUAUAAAUACAUUUUAGACCUAAUUUUGGGACAUAUUUUGUUUUCUCUCAAAAUACGUUGAUACUUUGGAGAAAAUUUGAAUCUUUAGUAAUCUAAUCUUUCUUUCUUGAGUAAUUUGAGUCUAUCUCAUCUUCUUAACAUGAUUUCUCUUGAAUCUACUAUGGGUUUAAGGUUAAUCAUGAAGAUUAGUGAGUAGACUCUUUUUGGAUUCAUGGAUUAGGAUGAUUAGGAUGAUUAAGUGAUGAUCUAGAAUGUUUAGAGUAGAUUAAUAUGUUUCCUUGCUUGAUUGAGUGAUCUUAAUGCUAAUCUAGAGUUGGCCAUUUUAGAUUAGAAAUCUAGACAUUUCUUUGCCCGAAAAGUGUUCGAUGAAAUGUCUGAGCCAACUCAACAUGCUCUUAGCUUACCCUACCAAAGACAUUUGAUGUUAGGAGAGUUUAGAUAGUUGAAUGAUAUGUUCUUAAUGAUUGCUUGAUUGACACAAACCAAAGACAUUUGAUGUUUGAUCAAUGAGAGUAAAUGAUCAUUUGUCUUGACAAAGAACUUGCUUAGGAAUGUUAUCUAGACUUAGGGAAAUGUGUUGAUUGAAACCUUGCAAUUCUAGAUUGAAUCUUAGUCAUCUGAAAUCAAAUUCCUAUACCCAUAAUUCCUCCCUUAUCCAUUUGCUUGAAGGUUGCUAGUUAAUUGUGUUAGAGUCUUGUUAGUUAUUCAAAUCACUUCAUUACAUUGAAUGCACUUAGCUUAAGUAUGAACCUGUAUUCUCAUUGAAUUGAAACACUUAGAAAUGGAUUGACAUCUAAAAUACUACUUUGAUUUGAACCUUGGACCCUUGAAAAGUCCAUUUCAAAUUUGGUGCCGUUGCCAAUUCUAAGUUGAUUUUGACAUUGAGAUUUGGUCUUUACUUGAGACUAAGUCUUAUUUUUCUUAUAUCUAGUUACUGAUUCUCUUUCCUAGCCUUUUUGUAUCUCAGGUGCAUGAACUUGCGGAGCAGAGGCCCAACCGACCUAGUUCCAAGAGUUGAAGACAUUAGAGCACUUGAAAGGGAGAUUGCAAGGAGGAGAAGAGAAGAAGAGCAACAGGCUCACUUAGACAGAUUGGGGUUUGUGAUGGAUCAACAUCAGAAUCAGCCUCAAGAUAGAGAGGGUAAUAGCCAAGGAGCUGACAUCCUUAAGCCACAACACCCACAGCGCCAAGCUAGAGCUAUUGGCACCCAUGAUGAGUCCAAUAUCCAUGGGCAUAGAGCUGGCAUUAGAGCACCAACUGUGGAAAACAACAACUUUGAGAUCAAGUCAAGCUUGAUAAACAUGAUCCAGAGCAACAAGUACCAUGGUCUUGCCUUGGAGGAUCCACUAGACCACUUGGAUAACUUUGAUAAGCUGUGUGGAACAACAAAGAUCAAUGGUGUCUCUGAAGAUACAUUCAAGCUAAGGCUGUUUCCAUUCUCUUUGGGAGAUAAAUCUCACACAUGGGAGAAGAGCCUUUCAAGAGAUUCAAUCACCACAUGGAAUGAGUGCAAGAAAGCUUUCCUCACCAAGUUCUUCUCUACUUUAAGAACUUCUAAGCUAAUGAAUGAAAUCUCUGGAUUUCAUCAAAAGAAUCUUGAGGGCUUUGGAGAAGCAUGGGAAAGGUUCAAUAGCUACAUCUCUCAAUGUCCUCAUCAUGGCUUCAAUAUGGAGAGUUUGCUUAGCACUUUCUACAGAGGUGCUUUGCCCAAGUUUAGAAGCCAGUUUGAUACUGCUAGCAAUGGUUUCUUCUUGGGGAGAAGUGAAGCAGAUGCUUUGGAGCUUGUAGAGAAUAUGGCUAAUAGUGAUUCAAUUUACAGUGAUGAGCAUGACAGAAGCAACAGAGGCAGUGGAGGUGAUGAUACAAACACCAAGAGAGAGUUAAAGGCUCUACAAGACAAGAUGGAUAUGCUUCUCUUGGAUAGAGCUAAACAAGAGAAGGUGAACUUUGUUGGUGAACAGAAACAAGAAGAGAUUGUUGUGUUUAAUGAAGUUGAUGGUCUAGAAGGUCAAGAAGAGCUUUGUUUUGUGAAUGCUAAUGAGACAUGGUACAAGAAAGACAUGGUACAAGAAGGAGCCUAACUUUCAGUACAACAACUACCAACAAAAGUCUUUCUACAACAACCAACAAGGUGGUUACCAAGUUAGACAAAACUAUUCUCAAGGCUUCCCCUCCAAAGGAAAUCAGUCUACACAAGGCCAAGCAUGAUCUUCUACUUCUGCUACACAAGAGAGUACUGAGGCAAUGCUGAAAUAGAUCUUGGAGUCUCAAACUAGAAGUGAGAAGCACAUUGGAUAUGAGCUGAAGAACCUUCACACCAAAGUUGAUGGAAGCUACAAUGAUCUCAACAACAAGUUCCUACAACUCUCCUCUCACUUCAAGGCUUUGGAGAAUCAGUUUGCCUCUAUGCCUUCAACCUCCAAGCGCCCAAUGGGAUCUCUACCAGGGAAAUCAGAGCAGAAUCCCAAAGAGUAUUGCAAUGUUAUCCUCUCUACUACUUCUUCUGAGAUUGAGUUGCGUGAUCAUGAGAAAGAGGUGGAUCAGAUUGAAAGCCUCUCGUAUAGCACAUAAUUUGUUUCCCAAGCUGCAGCACAAAUUGUGGAAAAGACUGAACACAAGGCUAUGGAGAGGGUUAAGGCACAAGCUAAACUGAAGGUUGCAGCAGAGAUUCUGAAGAGAGAUGGGCACAAGGCUGAGAAACAAGUUGAAAGAGAGGCUGUGCAGAAGCUAAAGGAAGUUAAGUUGGAAGGAACCACUGAGGUUGAGCAGUCACCUUAUGAUAAGCACCCGUUUCCACAAAGGGUCCUCACCAAAGCUCAAAAGAAGGUGAUCUCCAAGUUCAGAAAGGACAUGAGUGCUGUAGGAGUCAAACUUCCAGAGAUCUCUCAUAUGCGUGAUGCUCAUUUCCAAAUGAUGCUCAUCAAGGACAUUCUAGCUCACAAAGAAGUAGCAGAGCUUUUUGACAUCUCUACUUUUCAGCUUGAUCCACCAGUCACACCAAAGUCUAUUCCAAAACUAGAAACCCAAGGGAAAUUCACAUUGUCUUGCUCCCUUGGUAAGUUCACACUUGAUGAUGCUCUUGUUGAUUCUGGUGCAAGUGUGAAUGUGAUCUCAAUGGAGAUGGUGAAGACUCUUGGGAUUGAAAACAUGGAGCCAAAUACAUCUUUACUAAUGUUUGGGGACUCCUCUUCUACAACCCCAAUUGGUCUCAUCAAGGACUUUCCUUUGAAGAUUGGAGCUUGCACCAUUCCUAUUGACCUCACUGUUUUGAAGAUGACAAUUGAGAAGAGAGUCUCAUUGAUCCUUGGCACACCAUUUCUCACAACAGUAGGAGCUUGCAUUGACUUUGCCAACAAGAAGGUCACACUCCUCAAUGUGAACAAAGUUGUCUCCUACCCAAUCAAGUCUCCAAUGAUGAAUGUUGAUUAUUGUGGAACCAUCACUUGUGGAGAACCUUCCAUUGAAAAGAUUAAGGAUGAAAUGGUUGUUAAAGGAAAAGAAGGUCUUGAUGGAGAGUCCUCUAAAGAAAUGUGAUGAUCACUUGGAAAGUGUUACAAAGGAGGAGGUGAGUAGAGCCACAAAGGCUGCUCAUGACAAGAAGAAGAUGAUGAAAGAACCUAACCCUCCACCUCUUGAUAUGUUGCCACACACUCUCACUCUUCACCCAAUGAAGUUCAAGGAUGGAGCUAUUGAGUACAAGAUCAAAUGGAAGGGAAAGUCUACACCAUUCUCAAGUGCAAAGACCUCAUCACUCCACAACUCCAAGAUGAUCCAAUCAAGCUUCAAGAGCUUCUCUCUCAAGUCCUCACCAUCACUCUUGAAGGUGGGAAAGAUCCUCCUCUUCACUAGCCAAUUGGAAGGAAAGUCAAGCUAGAGACUUAAAAUAAGCUCACUUGGGAUGAAGUCCCAUGGUAUCCUUUGUAUAUAUUUCUAUAUGUACAUUUUUCUUGCUUUAGUGUGUUUGAAUAAGCUUAGGAACAAGUUUGGGGGAAUUCUCAAAAAUUCCCAAAGGUCAUGUCGAAAAUUCCAAGGUGACAACAAGCCAUCCCUCCUCAUUUCCCUUCUCUCAUGACAGCCAACUUCAGAGUUUCGUUUUAACGGGAGACGUUCACUAGUGACGACAAAGAUUACAGAGGGGUGAAAACAUUAACGGACAUAAAGUUGGAGGUUUAUUUCGAGUCUUUACUACCUGAUCAGCUAGAUGAAGCUGCAAACUACAUCAAAAAGCUACCGGUAAACGUGGAGAAAAAGAAUGAAAGGAAGAGGAAACUUGUUGCGACUUCAGCUUUCGACAAACUGAAUUCCAUUGGAUCUUCAUCGAUGUCUUGGAGUGUGGACGUCUCUGUACCAAGAAGGCUGCCAAAAUUGGAGAUUCAAGAAACCGGUCCGGUUCUUCACAUCUUUCUCGUGACAAGCAUGGAACACAAGUUUAUGUUCCAUGAGAUCACUCGUGUUAUCACUGAGGAAGCAGGAGCUGAGAUCACUCAUGCUGGAUACUCUAUUGUUGAUGAUGCCGUCUUCCACACUCUUCAUUGCAAGAUGGAAGAUCGUGAUUAUGGAGCUGGGAGUAGAAUUUCUGAGAGCCUGAAGAAACUUGUGAACACUGUCAACUAAUAUUCUCUUUAAUGUGUACCCUUUGGUCCUUCUCCUUGCAGCUUUUUCUAUAUUUUUUUCUUCUUAUUUUCUUGUUCCUUUUGUUGAAUUUUAUCUUGUCAUGUGAAAACGAUGUUUCAUUGUGAUAUUUAUCUUGUUAUAUAUCUACUAUAAGCUGUGUGACAUAUAUGACAUAUAUGGAUAUCUGGGAUUAUCUAACCUAUUAAAACUAAAGUACAAAUAAAUCGUAACCCUAAGUUUUCCUCAAUAAUUACUAUCUAAUGCCAUUGACCUUAUAAAUAACAAUUUCCAUAAAAAUUGUUACGAAAUUACCUAAUAUUUAGCUACUUAAUAAAUUUAGAAGAUAUACAAUUCUUCAUUUAAUUUAAAACAAAAUCAAAAAAUUCAAUUUUGCAAUCCAUAAAAAAACUAUAAAAUAGAUUAAAUUAUCAGAUUAAUCUAUUGGUUUAUUAAAAAUUAAAUUAAUCAAAAUCGUUUAAAUUUUUAGAAUAAAAAAAUAAUCAGUUAUAUUUAAUUAAUUAGUCUCUUCUAAUUUAAUUAGUAUAAUAAUGUAUGUAUUUAAUUUUAAACGUUUACAAAACAAAUAUCCGUGCGGACGCAUGGAUCAAGAUCUAGUGAUAUUUAAGAGCAAAGCCAAAAAUAUUCGUCUAAUUAUAUGCUUCAAAGAUUUUGUUUUUGUUUUUGCGUGCAUUUUAGAAAAAACAUAUUAAAAUUUAAUUGUAUAUUAAUUGUUUUCUAUUAUUAACGGUUACUAAUAAUUUUAAAUCAAUAGUAAUUAAAUAGAGAAUUGAACUUUAUUAUAUAUUAUUAAUAUUAAUUAAUAAAAAUGCAUAACUGUUAAAACUACUUUUGUUGACAGAGUAAAAAUUUUAAAUAUAUAUUAAAAACUAAAAAGACAAACUACCAAAAAAUGUCGUAAUAUCUAAAAAAUAAAACAUAUAAUGUUUUGGAUUACUGAGUAUUUAAUCGAAUCUCGAGUAUAAACUGGAAUUGAACCUAUACCCCAUGGUCCUAGAGUGGAUGACUCGCUUCUUCUUUUUUUCCGAAUCGCCAUUUAUGGCUUACUUAUUUUGUUUUUAACGACUUAAUAUAUUAUACUAGGGUAGGUCCGUCCUACGGACGAGAUAUACUUUAUUUGUGAUCUAGAUUUUUAUUUUUUGUAUGAUUUUGUGGUUUGUGUUUUAGAUUUGCAUUUGCAAGUGAUGUGUCUAAUAAUUAUUUUUAUCUUUUAGAAAAAUUUUAGUGAUAAGGGAUAUAACUUUCAUUUUACUCAAUGUUUGAUGUUCGUUUAUUUUUCUAACUUGUUUUGUUUUUUUAUUUGUUUUCAAAUACAUUUUCCGACAUUAUACUAUUUUUGUUGUUAUCUUUCUUUUUUGUUAUUUUUUUUAUAAUGAGCACACAUUUUUAUAUCAUCUUCACAUAUGUCUAACUAAACUUUUUUUAUUUUUGUUUAAGUUUAUUAGUCUUGUUAGAGAUUAUAAGUUUGUAGUAGCAUGACAUGAUUUUCAUGAUUGAAAUGGUAUACAUUUUCUUAAAUGUUUGCUCAAUUGUUUUAUAUAUAGUAAGUAGAUUUGAGUUUUUAUUAUUGUGGUUAGGUUUAAUACUCAAAAUAUUGAUUAUUUUAUAUUUUGUAUAUAUUGAAUGUACUUGUAUUUUUUUAACAUAUUUUAUUUUAAUAUUAAAUUAAAUAAUUGAACAUGAAUAUAUAAUUCACUAUAAUAGGAAAUUAUUUGUUAGAAAACUGAAUCAGAACAUAAUAUUAAUUAUCAAAACUUAAAUAAAUAUUUGAGUGAAUAUUUUAUAUACUACAUUUGAAGACUAAAUAAAAAAUAUUAUCCAAUAACUUAUUAGGUUUUCUAAAAUAAAAUCACUCAUUAAAUUUUAGAAUAGUAUUUAAUAAUGCCUUUCUUAUAUAUAAGUAAUUUAUUGUAUGUUUAGAGAAAGUUAAUGUAUUUGUAUUAAAUAUUUUUAUCUGAUUGAUUAGACUAUCAUUUAUCGAAAAUAUAAUUUAUUUUAUACAUAUAUAUCAUGUUGGAACAAUUUUUUACUAUAACUUUAGAUUAACCUUGAAUGCUAUUAAUAAAUCUUAUAGCAAUAGUCCCUCGGAUUCGGAAAAUUAUAACGAAGAUGUAUAACCCAAUAGCGGAUUCCACACCUGCUACCGUUGUAACCUAUGAAGUAAAUACUUGACUCCUCAUAUCAUCCGAAGAAACGGAAAAUACCAAAAAAGUUGAUAUUCACAGCUAAUAACAUUGAUUCAAUUUGCAUUGACAUAAUAGAAUAAAAAGUAUAUGUUAUUUGUCUAUGCAUUUAAAUGUUUAAUAAACAAAAUGAUGUGUUGUGAUUUUGCAUAGUUUUAGCUUUGUUAUUUCAUAUAUAUUCAUGCAUUAACCUUACAUUUAUUUGCAUUUAGAGUCUAUUGCAUGUACAUUUGCAUCUUGUAGGUGUUGGAUGAAUUGUUUGGAGUUUUGGAGGUGAUUAGAGCACAAAAGGAGCUUUCGAGGAGUCUUGAACCGAACGUGUGAAAGACAAGCAUGGAUGAAGGUCUUAAAGAUAUCUUUUGAAACUUGUCUUUUGGGAAGACAUGGUAAAUUGAGUUAGCUUUACAAUGGAGGUGGUUUCAAGUCGUUUGGAGCUGUAUUGAGGGAUUUAUGAUCAAAAUACUACACACAUAUCAGUAUGACAUUCCUAGCGGCCACCCUAGCAACAUCAACAAUAGCCUUCGAAUUUUAAGCCUUUAGACUCAUUUUUAUUCACUUAAAACCUAUAAAACUCAUUACUAUUCAUUAUUCUUCUUAUUUUUGGUAUUCUAAAGGUGUGUGCAACAUGGAGAAAGUGGAGAAAACUUUAAUGAGUGAGUUUUAUCUCUUUAAAGCUUGCAACAUGGGGGAUGGGUUGUCUAUCAUGAGUUUGGUGGCUCUUUUGGCCUAACUUUCUCUACCUUUUCUGAAGAGGCAAGACUACUUUGGCCAUAUGAAGGGGCAAAAGGUGUUCUAUAAUGGAAGAAAGUGGAGAAUAACUUUUAUGAGUGUGUUUUAUGCUUUAUGCUUUCACAUGAUGGAUGUGUUGUCAUCCUCCUUUACUUAGGCUAUAAAAGAGACUGCAAGGGGAAGGAGGAAGACACACAAUACACAGAGUACAAUACAACAAAGAGUAGAGAGUGAAAGUUUUAUAGUUUCAUAUUUUGUAUUUUGAGAGUUUGAGAGAAAACAUUUGUUCUUGAGCUGUUCUUCAUUGUUCAUCAUCUAUUCUUGAGUUUUAAUUUC
Messenger RNA from Brassica napus (rape), 11022 nucleotides. RefSeq lists its product as uncharacterized. The transcript has 7 exons. The coding region runs from base 4114 to 5223 and encodes 369 amino acids. The record is from RefSeq and is a predicted model, not a curated record. NCBI's taxonomy places the organism in Eukaryota, Viridiplantae, Streptophyta, Magnoliopsida, Brassicales, Brassicaceae.